Messenger RNA from Serpula lacrymans var. lacrymans S7.9, 1364 nucleotides. RefSeq lists its product as uncharacterized. Gene Ontology annotation, molecular function: zinc ion transmembrane transporter activity. The record is from RefSeq and is a predicted model, not a curated record. Gene Ontology annotation, biological process: zinc ion transmembrane transport. Gene Ontology annotation, cellular component: plasma membrane. The transcript has 9 exons. Lineage: Eukaryota; Fungi; Basidiomycota; Agaricomycetes; Boletales; Serpulaceae. The coding region runs from base 42 to 1088 and encodes 348 amino acids.
GCCCACCGUUGGAGGAAACGUCGCCUGUGUUCCCCUUCGUCAUGUCAUCCACUACAACUUCAAGUCCAUCCCCAACGAACACCUGUGGGUCAGGGGGUGGCGCUGACACAUACUCUGGAUUGCGUAUCGCUUCCGUAUUCAUCAUCCUGGUCGGAUCGAUGUUUGGAGCUUUGUUUCCAGUACUCGCAAGGCGGUCAAGGUGGCUGCAUGUUCCUCAAGGCAUUUUUGAGUUCGCAAAAUAUUUUGGUUCUGGAGUUAUCAUUGCGACUGCAUUCAUCCAUCUUCUUGACCCCGCGUUGCAAGAACUCUCGUCGUCAUGUCUUGGAGACGCUUGGAAACAAUACCCGUACGCGCUUGCACUUGCUAUGCUCAGUUUAUUCUCCAUCUUUAUUGUUGAGUUGAUCGCCUUCCGGUGGGGAUCCGCAAAGCUUGCCGCUCUUGGGAUCAAACAUGAUCCUCACGGCCAUAACGUAGGAUCCCAUGCUGCUCACGGCCCAGAAAGUCAACAUGUCAAAGGAGAUUCUGGCGACGAUCGUAAUUCAGAAAAACUUCAGAGUGAUGAAGAAGCGCUCAGACAGCAAAAGAGUCUUGACGAUUCCGCAGUCGCUCAGGUUAUAGGAAUCUUCAUCUUGGAGUUCGGUGUCCUACUUCACAGUGUUUUGAUUGGUCUAACUCUUGCAGUUGAUCCUGAUUUCAAGAUUCUCUUCGUCGUUAUCAUAUUCCACCAGAUGUUCGAGGGUCUUGGUCUCGGCUCGCGGCUCGCUUUUAUGAAGCUUCCAGAACGGUUGAAUUAUGUUCCCAUCUGUGCAGCUCUUCUGUACGGUAUCACGACUCCUAUUGGAAUUGCAGCGGGGCUCGGGGUUAAGACGACCUACAACCCAAACAGCACGACUGCUUCUAUUGUCAGUGGUGUGCUAGAUUCUCUCAGUGCCGGUAUUCUUCUUUACACCGGCCUAGUUGAGUUACUCGCUCACGAAUUUCUUUUCAAUAAUGACAUGAUAAAUGCAUCAAACAGCAAACUUGCCUAUGCGCUAGUUAGCAUGUUGUGUGGAACUGGCAUAAUGGCCCUCCUUGGACGCUGGGCAUAAGCACCAGUCAUGCUUUCGAUAUAGAUUUCAUUUUGACUGUAUUCGCGGUGACCUUGUUGUACGCUAGAUCUUGUAGACUCUACUGCUGCAUUUUUGGAAUGACCUUGUACUAGUUACUGGGCUUAUGUUUUCAAUCAAUUGGCCUGUCUUGUGUCCAAAUGUUCGAUAAUCAAAUAUUCAAACUCGAGCUUUCAAAAAUAACCUUUUGUUUAAGUAGUGUCAUUUGGUAUUCCUGGACCCAACGGUCCAGGUUUCCAUUUCGAUAAUGAAAUCAGU